Molecule: messenger RNA, 3799 nt
Organism: Durotheca rogersii
Lineage: Eukaryota; Fungi; Ascomycota; Sordariomycetes; Xylariales; Xylariaceae
Exons: 4
Coding region: 696-3158 (820 amino acids)
Biological process (GO): positive regulation of proteasomal ubiquitin-dependent protein catabolic process; protein polyubiquitination; ubiquitin-dependent protein catabolic process
Cellular component (GO): ubiquitin ligase complex; cytoplasm
Molecular function (GO): zinc ion binding; ubiquitin conjugating enzyme binding; ubiquitin protein ligase activity
Source: RefSeq, a predicted model, not a curated record
ACCCUCUCUUUCUUUUUCUCCGUGACAAACGGACUGGACUGGCAUGCGAGGGGGGUUCUGCUAACGGUAGGGCCAUCGAGGAGCGACGAUUUUAGUCGCGCUGGUGCCGCCGUAAUCACUGCCCAACCACUUAUAUCCACUCCUAGAGCCAUUCGGGCCACUCCCUACAGAAACCCCAGGUGAAGAUCACAGGUGACCAGAACAGGGGACACUGAAGGCGGAGAAGGAGAAAGAGAGAGGGGUUGUUGUUUUGAAGCUGACUUACCCCCGUAUCCUCCGCAAAUUCUUUUCUUUUUUACUAUUUUUUUCUUCUUCCCCAAUACACAUUUCCUCUCCCCCCCAACUUGCCCGAACAUAUCUCGUAUCCUCAGAUUCUAGCUAAAGACCACAUGGUCUCAUCGUGGUUCUAGCCUCGAGCAGCUGUCGAGACAGAAUCAGGUGCGAUCACGCAUCACCGCCUUGCCAUUUGGCGUCUGCUGGGGGGGGGAGUGUUUUCGCCCGAUAACUGCACAUCCCACUCCUAACGCAGAUCCAGUCCAAUCAGCCCCGGACUGGGUGCAUGCAAGUAGCCAUUCAGAAGUAACCAGCUGUUCACUUUCUACGAUACCGGCAGGUCUUCGUCGACCAACCGAGCAGCAGAGAGCAGGACGGCCUCUCCUACGAAUCCGUAGCGACGGGGCUAGUCGGACGGACAAAUGGCACAAUCUCGCCAUACUGGUGCCAAGAACCGGCCCAGGCGUCGACACCAGACACGCAGUCCCUCUCCAUCCUACCGCCACGAUUGGGCUUCCCGACCUGGUGCCCCCCUCCAUUCGCUCCCUUACCGAGCCCGAGGACCUGAAAUACGAAGGCCCGACGAUAGGGCGUCAGAAGACAUUUUCCAUCACCGUGCACGAUCAUCCGAGGACACAGACGACACUGCCGAUCCGAUGCCUCAACCCCAGCAACUGGCCCGGCCGGGCACCGCUACGCCCCGGAAUGGCAAGGGUCGGGCCGUUUAUCUCGAGAUUGAUGACGACGACGACGAUGAGGAAGAGCGCAUGAUGACAAGGCUCCGAUCCAGAUCGCGGCCGAGGAUGCCCUCGAGGGCCGUGAGCAGCAGCGGUGACGACGAGACUUACGAGCUUCCGACCCCGCCGAAGACGGCCCCCGUACAUCGCUCGCGGCCUACGUCGAGAGUGCCCUCGGCGUCUUCGUCGAGGACUUCGAGCACCGACUCCGUGGUGACGAUAUCUACCCUCGAGGACAGGAAAAAUCGCCGGAGCCGCCAGAGGAUGAAGAUUGAGGCCCCCCCCGCCGCCGCCGACCGUGCUGAGAGCCGACACAAUCUGCGGAGGCUCCGCUCUCGAUCUAGGUACCGGACCGACGGAUCGGACAGCGACGAGGACCCUGGGCUCGCUAAAGCCCUGCGCGUACGGGAGAGAUCCGCGUCCCAGCCGCGACUGAGACGCCGCUUAGCAUCGCGAAGCGCCUCGCGGGUUCGCAACCGCCGAGACCCGUAUGAAGACGGAGAGCCCAGUUCCUCGAAGCGGCCGCACCGGAGGCGGUAUUACGAUUCGGACGUGGGGUAUUCCGAUAAACCAAUGCUCUCUCGCGCACACACCGCCCCGAGCUCGCAUGUAACAUCGCAGAGUAUGGACCCCUCCUCGAGACGCUCGUCCCCUUUUCUGAACAUGUUCGUGGUGCCAGGGUUUUCGACGACGCCCGAGAGGCCGGGAAAGAUGGUUGAAUGCGUCGCCUGCCUUGACGACCUGCCGUCAACAAAGACGGCUAAGCUCAAGUGCGGACAUCGGAUGUGCAGGCCGUGCCUCAAGCGGCGCUUCAAGAUCUCGGUCAAGGACCCGUCGCAGAUGCCGCCGCGAUGCUGCACGGCGGACUGCAUCUCUCUCAAGCACGUCGAGGACCUGUUCGAUAUCGACUUUAAGAAGACUUGGAACCGCAAGUUCCACGAGUUCUCAACCCGCAACCGCGUCUACUGCCCAGGCAAGAGGUGUGGUCGCUGGAUACAGCCAGACCAGAUCACGCGUCACGCGAAUGGCCGCAGGGUGGGCAAAUGCAGCACCUGCCAGACCCGGGUAUGCUGCGACUGCAACAGCAGGUGGCACGGCUCCGGGCAGUGUCCCCCGGAUGAAGAGACUAACCAGAUCUUGCAGCAGGCCAAAGAGGAGGGCUGGCAGCGCUGCUUCAACUGCAGGAACAUGGUCGAGCUGAAGGAGGGUUGCAACCACAUGACCUGUCGCUGCGGCGCCGAAUUCUGCAUGAUAUGCGGCCUCCAAUGGAAGACGUGCGAGUGCCCGUGGUUCAAUUACGAGACCCUUGACCCGGACCACCUGAGCCGCAUGCAGAUCCCCGAACCCUUGGUGGACCCCGAGAGACUCGGGAAUCGUUUGUCGCCUGGCGGCGGGCUGCGGAUCCGACCGGGCUUCGGUGACGAGCUGCGCAUGCGACGUCUCCAGGAGCAGCAGGAUGAGGAGCUAGCGCGGCGGCUCCAGUUCGAGGACUCAGAUGACGACUACAUGGACGUCCCAGCUGGCGUCGCCGACAGUACGGAGCCUUUCAUGGCCAGCGACUACCGGCGCCGGCCGCAGACCGUGGUGGUGCCUCACGCGCCGCCGCCGCCGCCCGUCGCCCCGUUCGAGAGGGCCAACUCGGUCACGGACUACGUUGCAGGGGUGAGCAGGGCCCGCGGCUUCCGCGCCACCUCGCUCGAGCGCCGCCUCGCGGACCGCUUCGAGCAGCGCCCGGGCAUCGCUAGCCCGACGCACCCACCCACCCCGUUCGGGCACGGCGGCAUCCCGCCCCCUCCGGCCCCCCCGCGCGCCGUGGGCCCCCCUCCCCUCUCACAGCCGCCCCUCGCACCGGCCUCGGCCGCGCCCAUACCCAUGCUGCGGAGACACACGAUAGACGACGACAUGUACGACAACCCGCGGUCCAGCCGAUACCACGACCGGUCCUUCCCGAGACGGGCCUCGACCCGCGGCUACGUCGAUGAUCCGGCGGUCUACGAGCCCGGCAGCCGGGUGCGGCGCCGCGGGCGCUCAGCCUCGCUGUCCCCCAAGGACUCGGUCCUCGCUGGCCUCGCUGGCCCUGGUCGCGGGAUGCAUCGCGUCUAUGAGUGGGUGAACCACGUCGAGUCGGACCCCGCCAUCAUGACUUGAAAAAAAGGAAAAGAUUUGAAGUCGAAAGCUAACAUAAUCUAAGGGGUAACGAGUAGGCCUGGACUUAUCAAGGGGCCUACGUUUUGCAUAUUCUUUGUGUGCUUCUUUUUCUCUCUUUUUCCUCUCCUCCUUUCCUCACGACGGUCACGACGGCACGAUGUCUGGAUAUGAAUACGCGUGGAAGCUUGGGGUGGAAUCUACUUAAUAUUUCUCUCAUGGGUUUAUUUCCUUUCUUCCUUUUUUUUCUUUUUUGCGCACGCAGGCUGUAACAUCAUUUACAACACAGAAUACCUCUACGCAUACUGACACCCUCUUAAGAGAGGGAAAGAGAGAAAACAGGCAUAUCGCGAGUUCUCGAGCAGCCGAUUCGCGUGGUCCAAUUUGGAUAUGGUCCCAUCCCAGGAGACGUACACACCCACACGCACAUGUAUCGAAUCUAGUGUUUUGGACCUUUUACUUUUCUUCAAAUGGGAGUUGCGGGCAUUCAUUGCCAGCUAUUCGCGACCUUUUUUUUUUCAUCCUCUUCUAUCUCCCGUCUUCUGUCAAGGGGAACAGAACUAUCAUUAGGUACUUUGUCUAUGAAGCUUCGGAAAUUUAGAAGUCAUUACAGAAAAGAAAAAGCCUGCUUUACUCAUUCUUAA